AUGGCCUCGAGAGAAUGGGGGAAUCCUUUGCUACCAUGGAUGGUGGAGGCUAUGAGAACGCUGGGCUUUGAACUAAUGACGCCCGUGCAGGCUUCUACGAUUCCUUUGUUAGCGGGUAACAAGGACGUCGUUGUUGAAGCCGUUACGGGCUCAGGAAAAACGUUGGCGUUUCUUUUGCCGGCAUUGAUCCGUCUAGGUCGCUUGGAUCCAUUGAAAAUGGGCGACACUAACGUUAUUAUUGUUUCUCCAACCCGUGAACUUGCCAAGCAAACUUUCACUGUUCUAAACAACGUUAUUGAGCUCGCACCAAAUCCAAAGCUCUAUCGCACUCAACUUGUUACCGGCGGCACCAAUAGCGUUGUGGUUGAUGUGAAAAACUUUCUUUCUAAACCCCCGCAUAUUGUCGUUGCUACUCCAGGCCGGCUUUUGGAGCUCUUGACUGCUCAGCAUGUUCGCACCUCAGCCGUCGACUUGUUGGUGCUUGAUGAGGCCGAUCGUUUGCUCGAUCUAGGAGUUGAUCAGACAAUCAACAAAAUUUUGGGGCUCCUACCAAAACAAAAACGAGUCGGUCUUUUCUCGGCUACAAUGAGUGGCUUCAUUCAGGACAUCAUUCGAGUUGGCAUGCGCAAUCCUGUGAAGGUUUCUGUGCAAAGUGCUAAUGCGACGCCUGACCAGCUUAACAUUAACUAUAUUACUGCUUCCCCCACGGAAAAGCUGCCGAAAAUGCUUAAUCUUCUACAAACGAAAAGCUACACCAAGGCUAUUGCAUACUUUCCAACCUGCAUCUCAGUAACCUACUGGUAUCAAGUCUUGAAGUUAUUCCUGAGCGACACCUUACUGUUUUCAAUGCAUGGCCAGCUUGCCCAGGGCCCUCGUAUUAAAACAUUGGACAAGUUCACGGAAUGCAAUGACCGUUGCAUCCUUUUGACUACAGACGUUGCUGCUCGAGGGCUGGAUAUUCCGGAUGUUGAUUUUGUUCUCCAGGUCGAUCCUCCUGCUGAUCCCAAUAUGUUUGUGCAUCGUGCAGGCCGGACCGCCCGGGCAGGCAAGCGUGGCGAAAGUGCCGUGUUUCUGAACGGUGAUCUAGAACAAGGAUAUGUGGAUUUCAUGGAUGUGCGAAAAGUGCCCAUGUCCGAGCUGGACUUGGACACGGGCUCACUAACUUGCGAACAAUACCUUGAUCGCAUUCAGUCUUGGGUUCGUGAGGAUAGAGCAAGGCAUGAUCUAGCCCUGCGCUCAUUCUUGUCCUAUGUGCGUUUCUACAUGAACCACACCGCCAGCUCUAUUUUCAGGGUUGCCUGCCUAGACUUGAUUGAGCUUGGUCGGUCUUUUGGUAUUUUGCGUCUGCCAAGAAUGCCUGAACUCAAAAACAAAGAGAACGUGCCAGAGAAUGGCUGGUUGGUGGAGCCAUUUGAUAUGGACAACUACAAGUAUGCCAAUGAAGCGCAAGAAAAGGCUCGUUUGAAAACUAAAGAAGCCAGCGAGUCGAAAGAAGCUGCUGAAAACCGACGAAAACGAAAAGAACGCAACACAGUCGCCUGGUCUGAUAAAGUUCAGCGAAAAGACGAUGCCGCCAAACGCCGUGACAAGCGCCAAAACCGAGCGAUAGCCGCCAAGAGUAAGCAGCACGACUCUGACUCUGACGACAGCGAUGUGCAACGAGACUGGAAAGAAGAAGUGCAAGCUCGAAAAAGGAAAACUAAUAACAAUUUACCUGUUUUUGACUUGUAA
Wickerhamiella sorbophila is the source of this 1731-nucleotide messenger RNA. Its product is annotated as ATP-dependent rRNA helicase SPB4. Gene Ontology annotation, molecular function: ATP binding; nucleic acid binding. The record is from RefSeq and is a predicted model, not a curated record. NCBI's taxonomy places the organism in Eukaryota, Fungi, Ascomycota, Dipodascomycetes, Dipodascales, Trichomonascaceae. The coding region runs from base 1 to 1731 and encodes 576 amino acids. The transcript has a single exon. Gene Ontology annotation, cellular component: nucleolus.